Messenger RNA from Debaryomyces fabryi, 1398 nucleotides. RefSeq lists its product as uncharacterized. The transcript has a single exon. Gene Ontology annotation, biological process: RNA processing. Gene Ontology annotation, molecular function: ribonuclease III activity. Bases 1 to 1398 code for a protein of 465 amino acids. NCBI's taxonomy places the organism in Eukaryota, Fungi, Ascomycota, Pichiomycetes, Serinales, Debaryomycetaceae. The record is from RefSeq and is a predicted model, not a curated record.
AUGCUACUUGAAAGGAAUCAUCGUCAUCAUGUUUUAAAACAUUUGGGGUUUGUGUCAGCUAGAUUAGGUUAUCAUUUUGAUAUGAAGACUAUAAGGACUAUGCGGACUAUGAGAACUAACGGCAAUUUCCUUAUCCCCAGCCAACUAGAUAGCUUACUAGGAACUUCAUGGAUCAGGCAUCACCUUUAUAUAUUAGGACUUGACAUUGUAAAAUUGCAACUAUAUCAGAAGUUUAGCCAUUUAUUGACUGUUGGGGGUGGGGGGAUAAUCAAAACUGUUGUCUUUGAUUUAUCUUCGUUUAUCAAGAGAGAAUUAAAACCCAACGACAUGAAUAGCAAUACAGCUCAACAACUAAGAGAUUUGGUCUAUUUUGGGUCAAAUUCUAAUAAUCCUCCUAAAGAAGGUGGAUCUGAAAGUCCAGAAAUCUCUAAUAGACACAGCAUUUCUGAUUUCAGGUGGUUUUUCAUAGCUGUUGGAUAUAUGAUUGUAUUCCAAUCAGAAAACAAUAUCGAAGAUAUCACAGAUAAGAUUGUUAACAUUUAUAUUAAUUCGAACAAUAAUAGAAUCCUUGAAGAUUAUAAUAGACAAGAUGAUGCUAGUAAUUCAAAAAUAUUAGAAUUAGCAAAAGAAUAUUACGAGAAAGUACCUAUAAAUCGUGCUAAAUUAUAUGGUAAUGAACCAAAAUAUAUUACUAUGUUUGAAACAAAAGAUUACAGAAUAUCAUUGCCACCAUUACCGGAAAUACAUAAUAAAGAGUUACUAGCUAAAUCGCUUAUGCAUAAAGAAUUAUACAGAGGCUUACUAGAUCCAAAGCAUCCGUUCUCUAAAGAAUUAAAGUUUCGGAACAUCAUACUAGAUCAGAAGGCUUAUAAUAUAAUGAAGUAUGACCUAUCCUUUUUAGAUGGUUUAGGUGACUUCUAUCUAGCUCGUGAAUCAUCAAAUUUGUUAUACAAGUAUCGUAGAUACCCAAAUGAUAACCCUCUUCAUCAAUUUGGAAGGAAAUCUUAUAAUUUAUUAAGGACUAUACUAGCCACAAACACACUACUAUCAGAAUUAGCAUUGGCCUACAACCUUCACCAAGGGUUAGAUGAUGUAAUAGUCUUCAGGUUAUUGAGAAAGUCUUAUGUACCACAUUUGAACCAAUGGAAGAACUCUAACUCAGAAUUUGAUAAUAAGGAUGCUAGACGCUAUGAACAGGAAUUUAUAGCUGAUUAUUUUGAACAAUAUGUUGGUGCCUUAUUUUUAGAGCAACCUGAGGUUGCUCAAACAUGGAUUUCAGAAAUCUAUGAAAAUAUUCUACUUCUGAUAUCAGACGUAAAUAAGUCAACCGGAGCUUUUAAAAUCUACGAUUACAAUGCAUGGAGUGCUGAUGUAAUUGGUAGAAGUUUGUAUAAAUGA